AUGUCCUCCCAACAGGCCCCUCCGGACCCGGAGCGGGAAUACAACCUCAUUUCGCAGCUCGAGAUGCGCAUCGCCUCAGCUUCGACAGAUGCCAAACUGGAAUCGAUCCUGCAAAAGUUCCUACCGGCUUUGGUGUUGAAGUUGGCUUCCCCGACGCCCAGAAACCGCAACCUCGCGAUCAAAGUGUGCCAGUACAUCAACCAACGCCUGAAGAUCACGGCGGAGAUCAAACUGCCUGUCGGGGCGCUGGUCAAGACGUUCCGAGGCGCGGACAACGCCUUCGUCAGGAGAUUCUGUCUCAUCUUCAUCGAGCAGGGUCUGCCGAGGUUGGACACGUCCGAGGCCAGGGACACCUUGCCUGGGGUAUUACAAUUCGCUGUACCCACGCGCGAGAGCUACGACGCUAGCGACCGCAAGAUGUGGGCAAUCGCGUUCGACUUUCUAUUCGAGGCGCUACGCAAGUGGGGGAGCUUCCCUGAACGAGGCACCAAGGAAGACCUGGCGCUCAAGGAGACGUUCGCCCUGUCCGAAGUGCAAACCGAUCUUCUGGUCAGUCGUCUGUGUGAUUUCCUGCUUUACGAUCCCAAAGACGUCGGCUCAGCCAGCAAUUUGGCGCAAGAUGAAGAAGACUUCAAGCCCGUGUUCGACAAGAAUUUCAGACGCCGCUCUGAAGUGGUCCUCCCGAUCGCCCGGUUCCUGUUCACUUCCAUCUUCACCGACCAACAACGCUUCGUCCCGGCGGUCAUCAUGGCUGUCGACGCCAACACCGCCGCAGCUAGCAUGAGCGAUGUCAUGUUCAAGCAGUGCAAUUUUGAGCUCGAGGCCGAUGCGACUAUCGACUCUCUUUUUGCGUUGUAUCGACGCGGCAGAGCGAGGCCGAAAAUGCAGACGCGGAUCCUGUCCAUCCUGUCACGCAGCCAGCAGUCAACCACCCGCACACAAGAAAUCAUGACAAUGGUCGAGACACAGCUACUGAACGCCGGCACAUCGGGGGGUUUGGAGGCGGCCAAACUUCGCGCAGCCCUCUUCUCAUACCUGACCUGGACUGUGCACGUAGGCCAGAGUCAGCAUCUCGGCCAAAUCAGCGCGCGGCUUCAGGAUCUGUUGAAGGAAUACAUUGAGAUACAAGGCUGGCCGGUGAUGAACGAGAACGACCGGUCCGCCGCGGCCGAGGUGGAACUGCGCGCUAAAGCAUAUGAAAGCAUCGGACUGCUGGCGGCGAUCAAACACACGCCGAGCACGGCCGAGCCAAGUGCCAAUGCCCGCCUGCUUGACCUCAUCGUCUGGCUCUUCACCAGUCUGCGCUGUGACACGACCCGGGACAUCAAAGGCAGCAUUGAAGAAGCCAUCGGGCGGGUCAUGAACACCGUCGCGGUCGCCGACCUCGAUCAAGCAUCCACUGCACGGUUGAAAGAUCUUCUGCUAUGGAACGUGCUUGCGAUGCCUGGCCAGGAAGACCCGAUCUACUUCCUGCCCACCGUGAACAGCACCAAGUACCCUGCCAUUCGGUUCGCCAAUAAAUGUCUGCCAUUCCACGACGUGGAUGCACGAUUCAUCGAUGUUCUGGCCCUUACUUCGUCAGACAGAAGAGAGGUUGCAGAAGAAGGCAGCCGAGGCCUCGACCCUUAUUGGCAUGCGUCCAAUGUGCGUAUGGCAGGGGCUCUAUCUGAUGAUCAGAGGGAUCUGGCUCUACCUGAUCUCGCUGCUGUGGUAAAUCGCUUCUUCAACUCAGAGCCCGAGCAAAUGAAGUGCUACGAUAGCCCCAGGGUUUUAGCAGCUGCGGUGACAUUCUGCCGGAAUGUCUUGAUCUGUGUUGCCUUGAAAGACACCCAACCUGCGCCGCAAGAAUCGGUGGAUUGGAAGCAGGCCAUUGAUGCGCUGGUCAGCAACGAUCGAGACGUCCGGCAGAAGAUUCGGGCUCGCUUGCGAACUCUGCCGGUGGCCGUCACCCUACCCCUUAUCAACGCGGCUGUGCUCGGGAUGGGCAGAGCUUCCGGCGAAUGCGCAGACUUGACGCUCGAAUUCAUGUCACUUGCACCAAACGACCUGAUACCCCACGUUCAGAAAGCUGCCCUUGAGGCUGCGUCGCAAAUUGCGGCAAAGUCGAUCCUACAAAAUCGAGCUGCUCGAGUGUUCGGUAUCGUAUCGUCCUUUGGGAACGAGGCUGAGACUAUUGCCAGUGCCGAGUUAAGUGAGAGUCGAGACUGGAAGUCAGCUGUCGGAGAGCACCUGGUCAAAGUCCAAGGUCAUAUACUUCGGGCUUGUUUCUGCCUCACGAGGAGAUCUCUCCGGGGUGGUCUGGACUACUCACACAGCACCUUGCAAGAAUUGACGCAGCUUACCUUUAGCAUCAUCAAAACCUCCACGGAUAAGUCUCUCAAGGAGACCGCAUACCGCUGUCUGCGGCAGCUCGCCUUGUGCACGCCCCCUGACAAAGGACCACAACCAGAUCAAGACUUACUGAACCACCUGAUCUCGGAUGGAAAGAAAGAGAGUGACACGGCGGUGUCCGCCGCCGGCCCCCUGCUUGCCAUCCUAAAUACGAGAGGCGCGGAGGCCGAGUCUGAGUUCCAAUCAUUCUUCAAUCGCUUCCUCGGCCUCUCUGAAGUCAGACGGCCAGAGUUCCACUUUGCACUGGGAGAGUCGCUCGCUGUUGCCUCUGCUGGAUUCAGUUCAUCAUCCACCAUGACCGAAUUUGACGUUGACGCCGACCUGCCGACCUGGGGCAUCAGCGAGACAUUGACGACGACCAUCAUUGACAGAGUGAUUGAGGAAUGCAAGACGACGAAACCCUCGCUGAAGAAGGCCGCAGCGAUCUGGCUCCUUUGUAUAGUCCAAUACUCCGGCGACCUCUCAGCAAUCAAAGCAAGACUGCGAGACUGUCAAGCUGCCUUUGCAAGGCUCCUCAACGACCGCGAUGAAAUCGUGCAGGAAACGGGGUCGCGAGGUCUCAGCGUGGUGUAUGAGCGUGGAGAUAAACAGCUUCGAGACGAUUUGGUACGAGACUUGGUUCAAACCUUCACAGGCAACAAUGCAAAAUUGUCGGGUACGGUCGAUGACGAUACCCAGCUAUUCGAAGCUGGCGCCCUGCCUACCGAGAAGGGAGAAUCCGUGACAACAUACAAAGACAUUGUCCGUCUCGCCACAGAAAUGGGCGAUCCCAGUUUGGUGUACAGAUUCAUGAACCUCGCUUCAAACAAUGCCAUUUGGAGCAGCCGAGCAGCAUUCGGUAGGUUUGGACUAGGUCGCGUCCUCGCCGACUCCACGUAUCUCACGGAGAACAGACGGUUCUAUCCCAAACUCUUCCGGUAUCGAUUUGACCCUAAUCCCAAUGUUCAACGGUCGAUGGAGGAGAUCUGGCGGGCGCUGGUCAAGGAUCCAACCCGGGUGAUCACCGAGAAUUUCGACCUCAUCAUGGAGGAUCUACUCAAGAGUGUCGUGUCUGGCAAAGAAUGGCGGGCUCGAGAAGCCAGCUGUGCUGCGAUCGCCGACCUUGUUCAGGGCCGCGAUGUCGAAAUGUUGGAGAAGUAUCUCGAUGAGAUCUGGAAAGUGGCCUUCAAGGUCCUGGACGAUGUCAAGGAAACCGUCCGGGUCGCUGCUAUGAAGCUGUGCAGGACACUCACGAGCAUGCUGAUCCGCAACCUGGAAGUGGGAGAAGGCAAUUCCAAACGGUCCGCAACCAUGCUCAACCAUGCCGUGCCGUUCCUGCUGCAGCAGAUGGAAGGCGGAGCAGGAAAAGAUGUUCAACAAUAUGCCGUGGUCACACUGCUUGAAGUGGUCAAGAAGAGUCCCCCCAAGUCCCUGCGCCCUUUUGCGCCGAUGGUGUUGGAAACACUGGUGGUUUCCCUCAGCUCGCUUGAGCACGAAAGUAUUAACUACCUGCACCUGAACGCCGACAAGUAUGGCAUGACGGCCGAAAAGCUGGACAAGAUGAGGGUUUCAAGCAUCAAUGCGUCGCCUGUUACCGAAGCCAUUGAGCGCUGUUUGGACAGUGUUACGAUGCAGCUGCCUCCGGACAACGGAGCCACCGACGCCAUGCUGGGGGUGGUGUCCACAUCCGAGCAUAAAGCAAGUGUCUCACCGAUGGAAGAUGCGAUGCAGAGGUUGGUGAAUGCGUACAGGGCGACUAUUGGACUUCCGUCAAAAGUCGGACUUAGCAGGGUGAUGACCACGCUUGUGGUCCGCCACCCAACCGCCUUUCGACCAUACGCCGACAGAUUCGUUCAGGUGACCAGGAAACAUAUUCUCGAUCGCAAUGCCACCAUUAGCAUUGCCUUUAGCACCUCCUUGGGGUAUCUGAUGAGACUGGCUUCUGAAAAGGAAGUCCAAGCCACGAGCAAGUAUGCCCAGAAGUUGUAUUUCGAAUCACAAGAAUUGGUCCAUCGGGCUGUGGCAGGGGAAAUCAUUCAAGCAAUCUCCAAGGCGGCAAACGACAUCUUCAUGAAUUUUGCUUCCGCGUUCCUCCCAUUCGCAUUCAUUGGACGUCGGGACACGGACAAAGAGGUGAGAGAACGAUUCGACGUACCCUGGAAAGAGAACAUCGGCGGCUCCCGAGCCAUCAACCUCUACCUACCGGAGAUAGUCGGAUUGAUAUCGAGCCACAUCAAGUCACCUUUGUGGCCCAUCAAACACGCUUGCUCUUUGGCAGUGGCUGAACUGGUGGCAUCAAUGGAGGUCCAGCAGACGUUCAGCGACAGAGAGGCUUCGCUGCUUUGGCCUAUAGUGCAGGAAGCCCUAGACGGGAAGACCUGGGACGGCAAGGAAGAAGUCAUCAAGGUGUAUCCGAAAUUUGUCAAGCAGGCUCGGCCGCUCUGGGCGGACUCCAAGACGACCCAACAAAUGAAGAAGAUCGCAGUUCGGGAGGCAAAAAGGACGAAUGUCACAUAUCGCCCUAACGCGAUUGAUGCGCUAGGAGAAUUCGCGGUCGUCCGAGAUGAUCUGGACCUGACCCACGAGGUGAUCCCCUAUUUGGCCGACCUGAUGGACGAGUUGACAGACGAGGAUGCCAUGGACGUCGACGAGGCUAGUGGCAAGUCCUUUGAAAAACGUCGUGCGGUUGAAGCUACUGCGAAGGCGAUCGUUUCGUGCUUGUUCAAAGUUUUGGCAACCCACGCGAGUGUCGACGUUCUGGAGCUAGCCAUCCGAACUGUGCAAAAGGCGCACGGCCUCCGGUCCAGCAGCCUUGAUUCUGCACUAUACGACAGCGCCAAAUUUUUCGUUCUGAAUGCGCUCCAAGAGGAAAAGAAAGCUGGUGUUGGCGGUGAGGUGGAAGGCUGUGAUGACAAUGACAGGGAAAAUGCCUCGACCACGCAUGACGCAGAUGGCGCAGCUGGCGCAGAUGGCGCUGGAUCGGCGGCGAUGGGGCUGGGCCAGGGGCAGGCUUCGGGGGGCGGCGCGGUGGGAAGAACUGGAACUGGGCGAACGGGCGGCCGCGGGUUUGAGCCAUUUGAGCCACUGUUGAUGGCGGUGCUCACCGCCGACUCGUCCCGCCAAGCCUCGGAAGUAGAGAGCCAGCGCAGAUCACGUGUGGGCCUUGCCCGGGCCCUGGCUGAGCGUGGCGUGCAGGAUCGGGCAGCCCUCACGGCGAUCCUGGACGGCUGGUUGCAGGCUGAACGGUCCAGACCUCUCCGCGAGGAGAUGGAGAGGGCUCGCCAGGCCCUUUUGUGA
This is a messenger RNA of Capronia epimyces CBS 606.96, 5667 nucleotides long. RefSeq lists its product as uncharacterized. The transcript is spliced from 2 exons. Gene Ontology annotation, biological process: proteasome assembly. Gene Ontology annotation, molecular function: molecular adaptor activity. The coding region runs from base 1 to 5667 and encodes 1888 amino acids. The record is from RefSeq and is a predicted model, not a curated record. Lineage: Eukaryota; Fungi; Ascomycota; Eurotiomycetes; Chaetothyriales; Herpotrichiellaceae. Gene Ontology annotation, cellular component: cytoplasm; nucleus.